Molecule: messenger RNA, 1277 nt
Organism: Momordica charantia (bitter melon)
Lineage: Eukaryota; Viridiplantae; Streptophyta; Magnoliopsida; Cucurbitales; Cucurbitaceae
Product: PLATZ transcription factor family protein
Source: RefSeq, a predicted model, not a curated record
CUCAUUUCGUCAGCCCAAAUUAAUUUAAAUACUUCGUCUUCCUCUUCCUCUGCUGCUGGGUGCUGCCUAAGCCAUGAUGAGAGCUAUAGCCUAAUCUAAACCGCCUUUCCAUACUGAGCCUAAACUCUCUAAACACAAAAAGUGGGCAGAGCAGAGAUAUGGUUAGAAUGAGAGAAUCGUCAUCGACGUACGGCGGCGGCGGCGGUGGCGGUGACGGAGGCGACGAGGAGGAGGAGAUGAUGAUGAUGAUGAUGAUGAAACCUGCAUGGCUGGAGGGGCUAAUCUCCCACACGUUCUUUGGUCCAUGUUUGGUCCACGAUUCCCGCAGGAAGAACGACAAGAAUGUCUUCUGCUUGAGCUGUUGCCUCAGCAUUUGCCCUCACUGCCUCCCUUCCCACCGCUCUCAUCCCCUCCUUCAGAUUCGACGCUAUGUUUAUCACGACGUGGUUCGGCUUGGCGAUCUUGAAAAGCUCAUUGACUGUUCUUACAUUCAGCCUUACACUAUAAAUGGUGCCAAAGUGAUAUUCUUGAAUCACCGGCCACAGUCUAGGCCUUGCAAAGCCCCUUCCAAUGUUUGUUUAACUUGUGACAGAAUUCUUCAAGACCCUUUCCACUUCUGUUCUCUCUCAUGCAAGGUUGAUCAUAUGGUUUUUGAAGGGGCAGACCUAUCAAGUAUUCUGUUCAGGUUCGACGAGUCAGAUUUUGCUUUUUCACAAUUCGAAGGAUUACGAAUGGAUGGCUCCGAGGUCACCGAUGACGACGCCCAAAUCGCUCCGAACUUCGACUCGUUGCAAUGCAAAGGUUUGUCUUACUCAACUUCCAACGAGGCCACAAGCAAUUCGGUACUCUCACGAGAACCCGAGAUUGCGAUGAAGAAGAAGAAGAAGAGCAAUGGUUUCCUCCCCGGAAUCGUUCUCUCUCUCGGUAAUCGGAGAAAGGGCGCUCCUCAAAGGGCUCCGCUGUCUUAAUUAGAUUUAUGCGAAAAAUAAAAGUAAAACAAAAUAAUUUAGGAGUUAACGAAGAAUGUUAAUCACUGGUUUAAAUUUGAGAAAAGGAUAAAGGAAAAAGAAAGAUAUGUUUGUUGAUUGUUAGGAGGAAGUUGUGUUACGUUGUUUAAGGUUGCGUUGUGUGUGUGUAUCCAAAUCCAAUGUGAUUUCGAGGUUUAAAAUUGAUUAGUGUUGUGUUGUGUAGUCUUGUCUUGUCUUGUCUUGUCUUGUCUAGACAACAUAUUCAAAAACAAGAAACUAAGACCAAUUCCAUUGCCAUAGGCAGGCGGU